Molecule: messenger RNA, 1164 nt
Organism: Spinacia oleracea (spinach)
Lineage: Eukaryota; Viridiplantae; Streptophyta; Magnoliopsida; Caryophyllales; Amaranthaceae
Product: stress response protein NST1-like
Exons: 6
Coding region: 1-1164 (387 amino acids)
Source: RefSeq, a predicted model, not a curated record
AUGGAUAUCCGUGAUGAAGUGAAGCUUAGUAGAACAAAAAUUACAUUUAAUAGAGGAAAAACGCAAAAAAAAAAGAACAAUCAAGUGGAAUCGAGUACUGCGGAUGCUGUGUUAAAUCCAAAACCGUUGAAUUCUGUGAAACCAGUGACAGCAGAUGAAUCUGAUUCUGAAACCCUCAGGAUGAUCGAUGCAGAAGAACAUAUUCCAUUAGCAAUCCUACAGAAGAGAAAGCAACGAGAACCUGCAACAGCUUCAAAAGUGGUGGAUCCAAUACUGCUGAAAAACAUAAAUGAAUCAUAUACGGAGGAAACCGUGAAUGAUGCGAACCCUCAACCAAAGAAUCAGAAAAAGUCCAAAAUCACAUUCACAGUAAAAGCUCCAGCUGAAAAAGUUAUUGAUCCAGUUCAAACUGCUCCGGUUCAAGCUGCUCCGGUUCAAGCUGCUGUGGUUCAAGCUGCUAUGGUUCAGGAGGAAGACAAUGACGAUGGUAUGCAUGCUGCUAGGACAAGGAUUCUGCGUAAUGUAUUGAAGUUUUCUAAACACAAAAAGCAUAUUCAGCAUAACAAUCGCAGGAUAAGUAUGUCCCCUGGAAGGAAUGAAAUGGCAAGUCCAGAAGCAAUAGCAUUAAAAAUAAAGAAGCAGCAACAAAAGAAAAAAGAGGAUUUUGAAAUGGAGAAGAUGAGAGAGGCUGAUAUAGCUGAAGAAGAAGCUGAAAGAACAAGAAAACAAGAAGAUGAGAGGAAGAAAAAAGAGGAAAAUGAGAGGUUGAUAAAGGAAGCUGAGAGGAAGAAGAAAGAGGAAGCUGAGAUUAAGAAGAAAGAGGAACCUGAAAGGAAAAAAGCGGAAAUUGAAAGGAAAAAAGCUGAAAAAGAGGAAGCUGAUAAAAAGAGAAAGGAAGUUGCCGAAGCUAAAAAAUUAGCUGCGAAAGAAGAAGCUGAAAGAAAGAAAUUAGCUAUAAAAGAGUUAGCUGAAAGAAGGAAGGCCGAGAGGGAAGCUGCAAAAUUGGCAGCAGAAAAAAAGUUGAAUUGGCAGCCGAAAAGAAGAAGGCUGAAUUGGAGGUUGCAAGGAGAGAGAAGGAGAGAGCAAAGCAGGCUGAAGUUGAAGAUGAACCUCCAUCGAAAAGAAAGCAUAUUGCUAAUAGGAAGCAAAAGGAGAAAAAUGUGA